AUGGCGACUGACCAAAUGAAACACCGCAUGCAUGUUUUCAAGAAUACGGGCAAAGAUGUCGAUGAAAUGCGCAGGCGGAGGAACGAAGUGACAGUCGAAUUGAGAAAGAAUAAAAGAGAAGAAACCCUACAGAAACGUCGCAAUGUUCCCGUCAGCUACUCUACAGACGAAGAUGACACAGAUAGGACAUUGGCCUCGAUCGACCUCCAAGAAUUGGUUAUGAAAGCAGCUAACGCCGAGAACCCUGAAGUGCAGUUGGCAGCCGUUCAGCAAUGUAGAAAAUUAUUGUCCUCCGAUAAGAAUCCACCAAUAGAUGAGUUGAUAAAGACUGGAAUAUUACCUAUACUUGUUCAGUGCCUUUCAAGGGCGGAUAACCCGACGUUACAAUUCGAAGCUGCUUGGGCUCUUACGAAUAUUGCGUCAGGAACAUCCGCACAGACUAACAAAGUAGUACACGCAGGAGCUGUACCACUGUUCCUGUCAUUGCUAAUGUCACCACAUGAAAAUGUCUGUGAGCAGGCUGUUUGGGCUCUCGGUAAUAUUAUUGGUGACGGACCUGUUUUGCGAGACUAUGUUGUGGAGCUAGGAGUUGUCAAACCACUUCUAAGCUUUAUCAAACCAGAAAUACCCAUCACGUUCCUUCGUAAUGUUACAUGGGUUAUCGUGAACCUUUGUAGAAGUAAGGACCCUCCACCACCUGUCAAGACUAUCAAAGAAAUUUUGCCAGCGCUUAAUGUGCUCAUCACACACACAGAUACCAAUAUCUUAGUAGACACAGUUUGGGCAAUAAGCUAUCUAACAGACGGUGGCAAUGAACAAAUUCAAAUGGUCAUAGAUUCUGGUAUUGUGCCUAAGUUGAUCCCUCUGCUUUCACACAAAGAGGUGAAGACGCAGACGGCGGCGCUGCGCGCGGUGGGCAACAUCGUGACGGGCACGGACGAGCAGACGCAGGUGGUGCUCAACUGCGACGCGCUCUCGCACUUCCCCGCGCUGCUCUCGCACCCGAAAGAGAAGAUCUGCAAGGAGGCGGUGUGGUUCCUGUCGAACAUCACGGCGGGCAACAAGCAGCAGGUGCAGGCGGUGAUCGACGCGGGGCUGCUGCCCAAGAUCGUGGAGAACCUCAGCAAGGGCGAGUUCCAGACGCAGAAGGAGGCGGCGUGGGCCGUCAGCAACCUCAGCAUCAGCGGCUCGCGCGAGCAGGUGGCCGCGCUCGUGGCCGCCGGCGUCGUGCCGCCCUUCUGCAACCUGCUCGCCUGCAAGGACACGCAGGUCAUCAAUGUGGUGCUGGACGGGCUCAGCAACAUGCUGAAGAUGGCGGGCGACAACGCGGAGCAGGUCGCCAACAUGAUCGAGGAGUGCGGCGGCAUCGACAAGAUCGAGGAGCUGCAGGGACACGAGAAGGUCGAGAUAUACAAGAUGGCCUACGACAUCAUCGAGCAGUACUUCGCCGCAGAGGAGGAGGACGUGACGCUGGUGCCCGCCGCCGCCGACCAGGGCUUCACGUUCGAGCCCGCGCCCGCGCACCACGACUCCUUCCACUUC
This is a messenger RNA of Brenthis ino (lesser marbled fritillary), 1542 nucleotides long. The record is from the annotation of a GenBank genome assembly. Lineage: Eukaryota; Metazoa; Arthropoda; Insecta; Lepidoptera; Nymphalidae.